AUGUUCCUCUCUCUCCAUCAUAUAAAUCCGGAGUACAUGGAGAAGAUCAAGACACAUUUGUGUGUAACCAAAUAUGAGAGCAUGAAGAACUUCUUCCGGUGUAGCUUCCCUGUAUCAAAAAAUGAGUGUUGCUCGUAUGUCGGUAGCUUGUCAGACGUCGAUAAUCAUUUCGCCAUGCAUACUGGAGCCUACCGCUUCUACUGUUGGAAAUGCAACCAACUCUUCCAUGAGGAAUCAGCGACUAAUACUCAUUCGAAAAACGGGUGUCCUAGAAGUAAAUCGGAAUUUCUCGCCCACGAUGAAAAGCUCGUUCUCUUCCAUCGUAGAGCUAAGAACUUGUUUAUCAAGCAGAUUGAUAGAGAGGAUUACAAGAGGAUUCACGAAGGAAACUUACAAAUAAUGAAAAGUUCUGUAGACAAAGAUGUUCCUACAUACGACGUUUCCGCUCCAUUCAAUUCUGCGAAAAGGGCCGCGCUACCAGAUUAUCCCACAAGACAUCCCGAUCAUCGAUCAAGUCGUCAAGUUUUUGACGCCGUCGCUACACCUAGAUAUGAAGAUCAGCAGAACUUAGAUGUGCGGUCACAACCAACCGCCCCUGGAAGAUCUGAAGAGAGACAAGUUCCACGCUUGCAACCAACUGCACCGAGUAGAACAGAAAGAUCGGAGCCAACUGCGCCAAUUCGAACUCCAAGACCAGAAACCGCGCCUGUCUCUGAUCAACGACAGACUCACAUCUCAGAUCCUCGCCUGCAAUCCAUGUCUACUCCACAGGAAUGCCGACCAGCACAGGAAAGAGAACGGGAUUUGGAGCGCGAGUACUCUUCUGGCCAAAGACUCCAAACGUCGACCCGUCAACAGGAUGCUGUUCCUACUGUUCCAGCACCAAGACCGGAUUCCGAGAGACCAGCUUCACGUCCAUCCGCCGGACCGGAUAGAACACCAAGAUCGGAACUCGGGCAUGUACAAGAAUCCGUUGACAAUCAUCAAUCCGGGUUGUCAACUCCUCAAAACGAGGCCUCUCCCCGUACCUGCCCACCAAGACGAGAACGAGACUCAGGGCUUGAUAGAGCAGCUCACCAAAGAUUCCAAGAAACUACCCGUCAACAGGAUCCUGCUCCUAGUGUUCCAGCACCAAAACGAAAUUCCGAGAGGCUAGCUCCACAUUAUCAACAAAAUGUUGGGGCGGACAGAACACCGAGACCAGAGCUCGGACAUGGACAAAAAUCCGACAUGUCUCCUCCUCUGAAUGAUGCCCCUCCACGUACCUGCCUACCAAGACGAGGACGGGAUUUGGAACUGGAGUACUCUGCUGACCAAAGACUCCAAAUGUCAACCCGUCAACAAGAUUCUGCUCCUAUUGUUCCCGCACCAAGACCAAAUUCCGUGAGGCCAGCUCCACAGCAUCCCCAAAAUACUGCUCCACAUCCGUCCGUCGGAUCGGACAGAAUAUCGAGAUUAGAAGUCGGACAUGGACAAGAAUUCGUAUAUAAUCAACAAUUUGGGAUAUCUACUGCUCACAAUCAGAACGACGCCCCUCCUGGUAUCUGCCCACCAGCACCAAGAAGAGAGUGGGGUUCUGAGUUGGAGAACGGAGCUCACCAAAGAUUCCACGACUCUGACCCUCGACAGGAUAAUGCGACUACUCCAGAACAGGAAGCCUCUCCUCGUGUCUGUCCACCAGCCCCCAGAAGAGAGUGGGGCUAUGAGUUGGAGCACGGAGCUCACCAAAGGUUCCAAGACUCUGACUCUCGACAGGUCUCUGUUCCUCCACGACCUGAUCAGUUUGAAUCCCAUGGCCAUUAUCCUCAAGACUCUUGGCACAGUAAUGGGCGAGCAGGGUUUCCAACACCUGCUCACAGCCCAAAUGCUCCAUUGCUCGGACCACCAGUAAAUGAAGUGCCUCACCAUCACAACGGAUUGCAGAAUAGGGGACCUGGCCACCCUCUUCAUCCAGUUUGGGGUGUUUUUGGGUUCCAAGGCAACAGAGAUUCAAGACAACCAAAUGGAUACCAAAGUGGCCCACCCCCGUUUGUCCAUCAACAGCCAGCAAACAAUCAGUGGAACAACAACAACCCUCCAAACAGAAAUGACUUUAGUCGGGAUUACUGGGAUCAUCAAAGACCACCACGCCAUUCUAGAUCACGCCAUCCGUCCCCAGAACGUGGCGGAAACUGGAAUAGGUCUCGAUCAAGGAGUCGUCCGCAAUCAAGAGGACCGACCACUCCGAAUACCAACCGUGAUCGUUCUCCACAUCGGUCGAAGUCUCGUCAGUCUCGUCGUUCGUCACCAGAGCCAGUCGUUCAACAAGAAAACUGUACUCAGACUGCUCCCGAAGAACCCAACCAAACUUCUCUGAGUGAUCUAAGCGAUGUUCGACGCAUAAUGAAUAAAUGGUUGUCUCGAAAAAGCAGUGACGCAGAUGAGGCGGUUCAGACGACAGACCACAACAACGUGAUUGUUCACCAUCAACAAUCCGCGCAUCCACUUUUGGGAAGUCCGAUUUUCCUUCCGGCCACCAAACCCAAACCUUUGAAAGAGCUAUCUGAAAAAGAUAUUGAAUUGAAGGCGGAUCUUGAAUUGAAAGCAAGGCUAGCUGAAAUGCGUGUGGAACGAUAUUUUCCACCUCCACCGCCUCCACCACCUUCAGUGCCAGAUCAUGAGCAUGUGGGAGCAAGACAGACGGAAUCGAUCACCGAGUCUCCAGCCUCAGCUCAGGCGGAUGAUCCACCUGCCACGGACCCCGCAACCAAUCGCAUCCAUCAAGGCAUUCAAGCUCUUAGGUUUACCCUAACUGGUCAAUGUUCCAAUCGUCCACCUACUUCCAAACCAUCACCAGUUUCUCCACCACGGCCUGCCUCAGUCCUACUUGCUCUCAAAGAUAAAAAUAUCAAAACCGUUGAUCAACUUCUUCGAGAAAGGCCACUCCAGCAAACUGAACGAGUUUCUAGAAAGCGAAUCUCAAAUCAUGAUGAUGACUCGAAUGUUCAAACUCAGUUUGCUCCAGAUUGCUCCAAGCCAACAGUGAAUGCAAGAAAUGGGCGCGAGGAGAGUGAAGAUCAAGCUCCAAUCCAAAAACGAUCAAGACCAACUUAUUCGGAGACUGACUAUUCUCCAUCUUCUCCAACCUACUCUGAAACCUCUUCAUCAUCAACGGAGAAUUCUCAGAGACCACCAGCUCGUCCCAGUGGGUCUCCUCAACGCCAUCAACCAGCAUCGGUUUCGUUGAAGAUUCAAACUCCUACUCAGUUCAAGACGACGCCGACAAAGAUUCGUUACUCCCGAAGCUCAACGGAUUCUGACGGCAGUGGUGGCUCCAUUGGGGUUUCUGUCCCCAUCAAUCACACAACACCAGUCAAAAGUCGUGGCACUUCCCUGGCAGUCAAUUCCCAUGGAUCAAAUAGAAAUGCCAGUUUGUUGACUUCUCCGGAGAAGUAUCGAACACGAAAAAUGGCUCAUCCAGAGAAGUAA
Messenger RNA from Caenorhabditis remanei, 3468 nucleotides. RefSeq lists its product as uncharacterized. The record is from RefSeq and is a predicted model, not a curated record. The transcript has 6 exons. Bases 1 to 3468 code for a protein of 1155 amino acids. NCBI's taxonomy places the organism in Eukaryota, Metazoa, Nematoda, Chromadorea, Rhabditida, Rhabditidae.